Messenger RNA from Vombatus ursinus (common wombat), 3381 nucleotides. It is a transcript of the gene GLUL, whose product is annotated as glutamate-ammonia ligase. Lineage: Eukaryota; Metazoa; Chordata; Mammalia; Diprotodontia; Vombatidae. The transcript has 7 exons. The coding region runs from base 187 to 1308 and encodes 373 amino acids. The record is from RefSeq and is a predicted model, not a curated record. Gene Ontology annotation, cellular component: cytoplasm. Gene Ontology annotation, molecular function: glutamine synthetase activity.
GCUAAGCAGGCUGGGGAACCAGGCAGAGCUGAGAAUGGAAGCUUUCCUCUCGGCUAUAUCCCUCAGAGCUACCUCCACGGCCACCAGCUAGAGCCUCGGGCCAGCGAGCCUGCGGAACGGUCGUCCGGCGCCCUCCACUUUGACAGCUAGUUUCCGCGUCCUUCCAGACCUAGGACCGCUUCCAACAUGGCCACCUCAGCCAGUUCUCACUUGAACAAAAAUAUCAAGCAGAUGUACAUGAACCUGCCUCAAGGGAACAAAGUCCUGGCCAUGUACAUUUGGAUCGAUGGCACUGGUGAGGGACUGCGCUGUAAAACUCGGACCCUGGACAGCGAACCGAAGAGCAUAGAUGAGCUACCUGAAUGGAAUUUUGAUGGCUCUAGCACUUAUCAGUCUGAAGGCUCUAACAGUGACAUGUACCUUGUUCCUGCUGCUAUGUUCCGAGACCCCUUCCGAAAGGACCCCAACAAACUGGUUUUCUGUGAAGUUUUCAAGUAUAACCGCAAGCCUGCAGAAACCAAUUUGAGGCAUACCUGUAAACGGAUAAUGGAUAUGGUGACCAACCAGAAACCUUGGUUUGGUAUGGAACAAGAGUAUACUCUCAUGGGAACAGAUGGACACCCUUUUGGUUGGCCUUCCAAUGGGUUCCCAGGGCCCCAGGGUCCAUAUUACUGCGGUGUGGGAGCUGAUAAAGCUUAUGGGAGAGAUAUAGCAGAAGCUCAUUACCGUGCUUGUCUAUAUGCUGGAGUCAAAAUUGGGGGAACGAAUGCUGAAGCAAUGCCAUCUCAGUGGGAGUUCCAGAUAGGACCGUGUGAAGGGAUUGAAAUGGGAGAUCACCUCUGGGUUUCCCGCUUCAUCCUCCAUCGAGUGUGUGAAGAUUUUGGAAUGAUUGUAACAUUUGAUCCCAAGCCAAUCCCUGGAAACUGGAAUGGAGCUGGUUGCCAUACUAACUUCAGUACCAAGGCCAUGAGAGAAGAGAAUGGUCUAAAGUUUAUUGAAGAAGCCAUCGAGAGGCUGAGUAAGAGACACAAGUAUCACAUCCGAGCUUAUGACCCCAAGGGGGGUCUGGACAAUGUCCGUCGCCUGACGGGUUUCAACGAGACAUCUAACAUCAACGAGUUCUCCGCCGGCGUGGCCAACCGAGGAGCCAGCAUUCGGAUUCCCAGGAUGGUGGGGCAGGACAAGAAAGGCUACUUUGAAGAUCGCCGCCCCUCUGCCAACUGUGACCCUUACGCAGUGACAGAGGCGCUUAUCCGUACCUGUCUUCUCAAUGAGACGGGAGAAGAACCCUUUCAGUAUAAAAACUAAGCGGACUAGACCUGCAGAUACCUUCUGUAUCCCCCACCCCGUAACCCUUUUCUCACGCCCUCUUCCAACCUCACCUCUCCCCUCUUCCAAUUUUCCCUACUAGAUGUAACUCAGGGCACAAAAUACCAUGUUUUUUUUUUGUGCCCACAGAUAACUCCUUGCUUUUUUUUUUCUUUGUGGGGGAAGGGGAGUAGGGUUGGGGGAUGUUUUUAAUCUUUUGUUUUUUCCCAUCAUUGACUUUUUGAAGACUGAGAAAUAGUAUGUUAGUGGGGAAAAAGGGGGUUGGGGAACAUAACCACUGCUUCCAUCUAAUCAAGUUUGUACAUCAACAUAGACUUGUGGCUUCCAAGGAAAAAAAAAUAAAAGAAUAAGUAUUCGAGAAGGGGAGGGUUGGGGGAGAGUGGAAGGUGGGUAGAAGGAGGAAUUUAUUGAGUUUUUUGGAAGGGAGAGAGAAGAGUAUUAAAUUCAUGAGACUCCAAUCUACUUUUCUUAAAAGAUAAGAAUUAGUAAGGGGUGGUGGUCUCAGCUUACAGGAAAACAAACCUCUAUGGGCCUCAUAUUUUCCCUGGCCUAGUGGGGAAACCUUGGCCAGAGGCUAGGCCGUAGGCUUUGUGAACCGAUGGGGACUGCUCAGCUUUAGAAAAGAGAAAAAGAAUCUUACCCACUCAUCCUCCCUUCACCCAAAGCAGAGUAGUAUUUUUAUAUUUAAAUUUUAAAACAAAAAAACUUUAUGGUCUAUAUGUACAUGGGUCGGGGGUGGAGAGGCAGUGCAGGGGGAAAAGUGUGGUCAGCAGCAGGGAAGGAACUCCUGCUAAGAAGAAAAGACUGUGCUAGAAGGGAAUUGGUAUAAAAAAGCCAGUUUUGGUCGCUGGCCAUCUUUUGAGCUUACCCUCUUGCCCUGUCCAUGUUGAGGUGGUCACAGCUAAAGGCAGCAGGAAGCACCUGGUGGCUGGGAUUUUAACAAGCACACGUUGAAAGAAGCCCACAUAUAUGGGAAGGGAAUGGGGGGGGGGGAUUUGGGGGGGUGGUAAAAAGUAUGAGUUGGCUGGUCAACUUAACCAUGUUACUGACAAGGCGGGAAGGGUUGUGGGUGUUUAUUUUCUGGUGGGACUAGCAUGUCACUAAAGCAGGCCUUUUGAUAUAUUAAAAAACCUUUAUAAAGGCAAAACAAUUUUAGAUUCUAAUGUUUAUAGGGUUUCUAAGUUGUACAGUUUUUCAGAGUUGCAUGCAUGUAUGCCCUAGUAUGCUCAAACCGUCUCCUUGCCUUUUAGUGAUGAGGUUGGGCUUGACAGAGCUGGGUUCAGACAUUUGUGAUUUUGUAUCCUGGUAUCUUUUCUGAGUGCCGGAUCUUCCUUUGCCUUUUUGUCAAAAAGAUUUCUGAUUAGUUUUUUCCUUUUAUAAUAAAAACAAAACAGAACAAAAAUACCCUUAGUUUCCAGCUCUCUCCCUUGCUGGUCUCUCUGGUUUAUUAUGCCGUUACUGGCUUGGUUAGUUGGACACCAAUGGACAGGGUUGUCUGGAUUUCCUGGCUUUGACCUCGAGCUAGGUUUUUUUUUCCCCAUUGCCCUUGCCACGAGGAAUUCUUGGUCAUGUAUAACAUGUUCAGAACUUAAUAUUGCUGUAUUUUAAACAAGCUACUUAUUGCUAGGAUAGCUCCUAUAAAUCAACCCAGAGUUUAUAGAUUCCUUUCCAUUGACAUUUUCACCAAGUUUUGUAUAUCCCUAUGUAUGAUGCUAACCUCUGUCUGCCGUUUACAAAAAAAGAAAAGAAAAAAGGCCCACCUUUCUCCUGCCCUUCAAAUUACAAAUUCCAUGCACCUCACUGCUGCUUGGGAGCUGAUGGUUUUUGAGAACUAGACAAUUAAACGAUUAUCUGAACAUACUGCUUAGGGAUACUGUUAUCAUUUCAGAGAAGAAAAAGGUCUUAUUACCUCUUUUGGAGAAGUCUUAUCAUUAAAUAGUAAAUUACUUGAAAUGUUCUUACUUCUGUAAUAGAUACUUGUGUACUUUAACCUCAUACCCUAAUAGCCGGGAGAGUUUAUGAACUAGAGAAUUAAACAAUUAUCUGAACAUA